Molecule: messenger RNA, 1257 nt
Organism: Eublepharis macularius
Lineage: Eukaryota; Metazoa; Chordata; Lepidosauria; Squamata; Eublepharidae
Gene: SBK1
Product: SH3 domain binding kinase 1
Exons: 4
Coding region: 1-1257 (418 amino acids)
Biological process (GO): peptidyl-threonine phosphorylation; peptidyl-serine phosphorylation
Molecular function (GO): ATP binding; protein serine/threonine kinase activity
Source: RefSeq, a predicted model, not a curated record
AUGGACUCCUUCUGCUUCGCCUGCUUUCAGAAAGAAGAGCUGCAGCCUUUACAACCGAACAGCAUGACAAUGAGUGCAGGCUCCAUUGAACAGGAGCCAUCACGCAAGCUGGCCUGUUGUGGGGUGCCCCUCAUCACAGAGGACAUGCAGUCGCUGGCCAUCCGCACACUCUCUGGCACGGACAUCAACAAACACUAUGACCUCAUCCGCGAGCUUGGAAAGGGGACCUACGGCAAGGUGGAUCUUGUCUCCCACAAGAGCACAGGAACCAAGAUGGCGCUGAAGUUUGUCAACAAGAACAAGACCAAGAUGAAGAACUUCUUGAGGGAGUUCAGUAUUACCAAUACACUUUCCUCCAGCCCGUUCAUCAUUAAGGUCUUCGACGUGGUCUUUGAGACCGAGGAUUGCUAUGUCUUUGCUCAGGAAUAUGCGCCUGGUGGUGACCUUUUUGAUAUCAUUCCUCCACAGGUGGGGCUUCCGGAAGACAUGGUGAAGCGUUGCGUACAACAGCUUGGCUUGGCGCUAGAUUACAUGCACAGUAAAAACUUGGUACACAGGGACAUCAAGCCGGAAAACGUGCUUCUCUUUGACCAUGACUGCCGGCGUGUCAAACUGGCAGACUUUGGCAUGACGCGCAAAGUGGGAUGCCGGGUGAAGCGCAUCAGCGGGACCAUCCCAUACACAGCGCCUGAGGUGUGCCAGGCAGGCCGGGCUGAGGGCUUUACUGUGGACACUAGUAUCGAUGUGUGGGCUUUCGGGGUGCUCAUCUUUUGUGUGCUGACAGGCAACUUCCCCUGGGAAGCUGCCUCAGCUUCGGACACGUUCUUUGAAGAAUUUGUGAGGUGGCAAAAGGGGCGCCUGGCCGGCUUGCCCUCGCAGUGGCGCCGCUUCACGGACAAUGCGCUGCGCAUGUUCCAGCGCCUGCUGGCUCUUGAUCCUGAAAAACGUUGCCCCGUGAAGGAGGUCUUCUUCUUCAUCAAGUAUGAUCUGAUGUCAGAGGUGCGCCGCCGCCCUUCGUACCGCUCCCGCAAGCACACCGCAGACAAGCUCUCCACGGGCCCACACCGUCACGAGACACCCAGCGCCUGCACUCCAACACCACUCAAGAGGACCAUUCUGACUGAAGGAAGUGUCUCCCGGCUGUCUGGCUCCGAGUCUGGCCUGCCUUCCCCAGGGGGAGGUAAUAGAACUGACGGACGUCAGGACAAAGGCAAAGGCCAAAUGGUGCUGGCCACAGCCAUCGAGAUCUGCGUCUGA